AUGCGAACCUGGAAACCGAUUCCUCUGAUUUCCCUGCUGAUGGCGGUGGUGGUUGUUGAGAGCGCAGCCCGGAUGCGACGAGAUAGCACGAGUCCCGUUCAUUUUCGGCUUUGCGGCCGGAAACUGGUCGACGAGCUGAAUGCGCUCUGCGAGAAUGGACAACUCACGCAUAAGCCUGGCGAAAAAACGCUCACUGAGAUUUGCUGCGAAGCCGGGAAGUGCACCAAGCCGUAUCUGGAAAGCUGCAGCAAUGAUUUGCCGGUU
Mesorhabditis spiculigera is the source of this 264-nucleotide messenger RNA. The record is from the annotation of a GenBank genome assembly. NCBI's taxonomy places the organism in Eukaryota, Metazoa, Nematoda, Chromadorea, Rhabditida, Rhabditidae.